This is a messenger RNA of Oncorhynchus gorbuscha (pink salmon), 1268 nucleotides long. RefSeq names its product lecithin retinol acyltransferase-like. Gene Ontology annotation, molecular function: phosphatidylcholine-retinol O-acyltransferase activity. Lineage: Eukaryota; Metazoa; Chordata; Actinopteri; Salmoniformes; Salmonidae. The record is from RefSeq and is a predicted model, not a curated record. The transcript has a single exon. The coding region runs from base 103 to 717 and encodes 204 amino acids. Gene Ontology annotation, biological process: retinol metabolic process.
AGGGCCCCUCGUUGAAACUGACCGCGACCUGAAGAUGAUAGAGGAGCGUGAGGCGAGGACAACGUCCCGAAAAACAAGGACAAGGAAUCUCCUCCAAUAAAAAUGUUGAAUUCGCUCACAUUACUCCUGGAAAAAGUGUUCUUCCUCACUCACCUCAAUGCCUUCCGACCCAGUUUGUUGUUUUCAGACACAGACAGAGCGAGGGAGAAGAAGAGAGUUACACAUCACUGCGAGAAUGAGGGGUGGAGAGAGAGAGUCCCGGAUACCUCCGCCGGGGCCGCACUCCCAGAGUCCAUAUACCAACGGGGAGACUUGCUAGAAGUGCCCCGGACUCUAUUCACUCAUUUUGGCAUCUAUUUAGGAGACAACCGGGUGGCCCAUCUGAUUCCGGAUAUCUUGCCACUCUUUACAACGGACACGCGUUCAAUCCAGGUGAUGGUGACAAACAAACGCUUAGUUCUCGGAGUUUUAUCCAAGAGCGCCAGCAUCCGGGUGGAUACCGUUGAGGACUUUGCGUAUGGAGCAUCAAUUCUGCUGAACGCUAUGGACACUACCGUGCAGAAACGACCGUUGGAUGGCGAAGAGAUCGCGAGUAGAGCGGAGAAACUGGUUGGGAAGAUACCGUACAGCUUGCUUUGGAAUAACUGUGAACAUUUCGUUACUUAUUGCCGGUAUGGCAUUGCAAUCAGCAUUCAGACUGACAAGGUAACAUAUUGAUAUUGGCCUAGACUUGGCUAUUUCUUUAAUGUUUUUUAUACGCACGGACAUAUUGAAGAGGCUAUCUCUCUGAAAGCUAUAUAUUCCAAUGUUAAACGAGCUGCAAAAUGAUAACGGAGUUUUCCUAAAAUAGGCCCACCGCGCUGGUCACAGACGUCAAUUCGAUUUAUAUUCUAGGUUGGUUUAACGUAACAUCAUUGAAAUUACGCGUAAACAACGCUGAUUCAACCAGUGUGUGCCCAGUGGGACAUUUAAAAGAUGCCUAAAGUGUUGAUUACACAUUUGGUGUGCGUCCUGUCUACGCGAUUGGUACUGUUGCGCGCUGGUGAGUUUUCACAGAGCGACGCUGCAGGACUCUCUGUAACUAGCAGAAUCAAAACAUGAAAAUAUUCAUUUAUAGAUUAAUUGAAUUCUGUGAACUAGUAAUUGCUGGUUUAGGUGAUAGGCCUAUCUGCCUUGAUACAAAAAAAGUGAGUUUACUUAGAAUUUGAUUAAUCUCAAGCCAAAUAGGUUAAAAGUGGUCAUUAGCCUAUUUUACUCAGUGAGCAAUG